UCAGUCUGAUUAUUUUUGGGUUGAUUGGUCGAUGGAUUACUUCCGCCUUUCUUCAAACGAAACAUGGCAGCCACUCCAGCUACAAAUCCGUCACAGUUGCUCCCACUUGAACUCGUGGACAAAUGUAUAGGUUCCCGAAUCCAUAUCGUCAUGAAGAACGACAAAGAAAUUGUUGGCACCCUGUUGGGUUUCGACGAUUUUGUCAACAUGGUGCUAGAGGACGUGACAGAAUUUGAAAUCACACCGGAGGGAAGGAGGAUCACCAAACUGGAUCAGAUACUGCUCAACGGCAACAACAUCACCAUGCUCAUACCUGGAGGUGAAGGGCCCGAAGUAUGAAAAUAACAUUUUGCUGAAACAUUGUUUUACGUUGUGGAUGUAUACUUGCCUUCCUAUCAGUACUUUACUUUCCUCAGUUUGUGAUGUUUUAUUAUGGUUCUUUUGGUUUUUAGUUUUGAGAAAAUAAUUGUAACAAAAGUUUAGGUUUUUUUUUCCUAAUGAAGGCUAAAUAAAGGUUUGUGUACAGAGAAA
Oncorhynchus masou masou (cherry salmon) is the source of this 531-nucleotide messenger RNA. Its product is annotated as U6 snRNA-associated Sm-like protein LSm5. The coding region runs from base 64 to 339 and encodes 91 amino acids. The record is from RefSeq and is a predicted model, not a curated record. The transcript has 5 exons. Gene Ontology annotation, molecular function: RNA binding. NCBI's taxonomy places the organism in Eukaryota, Metazoa, Chordata, Actinopteri, Salmoniformes, Salmonidae. Gene Ontology annotation, cellular component: Lsm1-7-Pat1 complex; U4/U6 x U5 tri-snRNP complex; U6 snRNP. Gene Ontology annotation, biological process: mRNA splicing, via spliceosome.